GCUAGCUCGAUCAAGUAAUCAUCAUGAUUAAAGCAGUUUCUUUGAAAGAUACCAAAGUAUUUUCUCCAAUUAAGGUCGGUGAGAAUGAAAUUUCUCAUAAGAUUGUCAUGGCUCCAAGUGCUAGAACUAGAGCUGCUCUAAAUGAAGAGCCUAGUGAUUUGCAAUUGAAACAUUACAACGAUAGAACCCAGUUCCCUGGCUCGUUGGUUAUUGCCGAAGGUACUGUUCUCUCUCCUAAAACCGGUGGGGUUUGGGGUGCUCCAGGAAUCUAUAACCAUUCCCAAGUGCAAGGGUGGAAAAAAAUCACUCAAACAAUUCAUGAUAAUAACUCGUUUAUCUCUUUACAGUUAUGGGCUUGUGGGCGAGUCACUGAUCCCAAGUUUGCUCAAUAUCAUCAACUACCAGUGGUUGCUCCUUCUGUUGUUUACACCGGGAAAGAACACCAACAAUCGUUUGAGGAACUAGGAAUCGAAUUGAAAAGCUUAUCAACAAGCGAAGUCGAAGCCUUGAUUAAAAACGAAUACACCCAAGGAGCCAAGAAUGCCAUGGCUGCUGGUUUCGACUAUAUCGAAAUCCAUGCUGCUCACGGUUAUUUGAUUGAAAGUUUCUUACAUCCUUCCACCAAUAAAAGAACUGAUAAAUACGGUGGCUCGAUUGAAAAUAGGGCUAGAUUCUUACUUGAAGUGGUUGAUCAUUUGGUUGGCCUUGUUGGUGCUUCCAAGGUAGCAAUUAGAUUAUCUCCGUGGUCAAGCUAUAACUCAAUGAUUACCGUUAAAGAAGAAGUUCAUCCUUAUACCACAUUUAGUUACGUGGUUAAUGAAUUACAAAGACGUGCUGAUAACGGAAAUCAACUUGCUUAUAUCUCUCUUGUUGAACCAAGAGUCUCCGGUGCGGAAAACUUGGAAAAGAGAGAUCAAGUUGGUGAUAAUGAGUUCAUCAGAAAAAUUUGGAAAGGUACCUUGAUUCGUGCUGGGAAUUAUACUUAUGAUGCUCCAGACUUCAAACAAUUGUUGAGCGAUGUCGAUGAUGACCGUACUUUGGUUGCCUUCGCUAGGUUUUUCACUUCAAACCCGGACUUGCCCCAAAGAUUGUACCAAGGUAGUGAGUUGGCUCCUUAUGACAGAAGCACUUUCUACACUAAAUCAGCUAAGGGUUAUAACACUUUCCCUGCUUUAAAUGAAAAAUCAACCUUGAAUGACGAACAAGCUGAUGCCUUGCUUGGUAAGCCUAUUGCUCAACAAGCUUGAGAAAACAAGUCUAUUCUUCGUGAUUUUUAAAGUAUUAGAAUAAUUUAUUGUAGACUGCUAGGUAUCAAUAAACGUU
Hyphopichia burtonii NRRL Y-1933 is the source of this 1323-nucleotide messenger RNA. RefSeq names its product alkene reductase. The transcript has a single exon. Gene Ontology annotation, molecular function: NADPH dehydrogenase activity; FMN binding. Bases 24 to 1247 code for a protein of 407 amino acids. The record is from RefSeq and is a predicted model, not a curated record. Lineage: Eukaryota; Fungi; Ascomycota; Pichiomycetes; Serinales; Debaryomycetaceae.